GCUCAAACUAGUAUGAAGGAAAGCAGCGACAAACGAAAGUUUGUUCAGGAAAGUUCUUUUGCUUGUACAGUGAAAAGUUUUUACUAAAAAAAAACUUGGAAUUCGAAUAUUGACAUAACUCGCUUCGUUUGGUGAUUUUGUAUUUGUUCCCAUUCCUCAGCGAAACAAAAUCUUCAUUUAGUGUGUUGAUAAGUAAGGCUUUUGAGGUUGUGAUUUGUGAGACAUAGGACGUUCAUCUUUCUUUUCCUGCAAUUGGAAAACUCCGUAUAAAAAUCGAAGAAAAUGGCGAUUCUGUCCAAGUUGAAGCACGUGACCGCUGCCGCCCUUUUCCUGGGCACGACGAUGCAGCAAAACUUCCGACUGGCAGCUGCGGAGGACGCCGCCGCGGCGGACGACAAGGAGCUUGACGACCUCGAUGACGAGUCCACCGCCGCUUCGAGUGUCCCCGGCGAGCCGCUGGUGCUGACGGACGCCUCGUUUAAGAGCGAGUUGGACAAGGCCCUGAAACCGAUGUUCGUCAAGUUUUACGCGCCCUGGUGCGGGCACUGCAAGGCGAUGGCGGCGGACUGGGACAAGCUCGCGGAACAGGCGACGGGGGCGGUGAUCGCGAAGGUGGACGCGACGGUGGAGCGGGAAGCCGCGAACUUGAUGAAGGUGCGGGGCUUCCUAUGCAAGAAAAAAACUGCGUGAGUGUAACUCUGUUUAUGCAGAACAUGCUACUACGCUUACGCCUGUCAUGCCAGACAGCCAUGAGUUCCUCUUUUCAUGCGUGUUUUCCCUUACAAGUAGCCACGCAUGACAGAUUUUCUCUGACAUGUAGAGCAAAUUUGUGAUGCUGUCGGCCAAAGAUAGUUACACUAACACAGUUUUUUUCUUGGAUACUUCCCGACGCUGACCCUGUUCGACAAGAACGUGAUGUACAGCUACAACGGGCCGCGGACCCUGGACGCCAUGCUGCAGUUCGCGAACGGCGGCUACAAGGCGGGUAGUAGCAAAAACCUGCCCUGGAACGAGUCCAUCGUGGACAAGGUGAAACAGCACGUGGAGGAGUACUUCACCAAGGUCGGCCAGAUCAUGGCCUUCGAGCCGACCAUCCUGCCAAUUUGCUUCUUCCUCGGCUUCUUCUUCGCGUUUAUUUUCUUCUUCCUCUGCUGCGGCUUCUCCUCCUCCUCGUCCCCGGUCGACAAGAAGGAGCUGAAAAAGGCGGAAAAGGCAGCCAAGGCGGAGUAA
Molecule: messenger RNA, 1230 nt
Organism: Amoebophrya sp. A120
Lineage: Eukaryota; Dinophyceae; Syndiniales; Amoebophryaceae
Source: the annotation of a GenBank genome assembly